Molecule: messenger RNA, 1833 nt
Organism: Trichoplax adhaerens
Lineage: Eukaryota; Metazoa; Placozoa; Uniplacotomia; Trichoplacea; Trichoplacidae
Exons: 15
Coding region: 1-1833 (610 amino acids)
Biological process (GO): intracellular signal transduction; activation of GTPase activity; mitotic cytokinesis
Cellular component (GO): cell cortex; nucleus
Molecular function (GO): GTPase activator activity; guanyl-nucleotide exchange factor activity
Source: RefSeq, a predicted model, not a curated record
AUGGCUCAUCGGUUAACGCUUUUUCAUGGAUGCCAUAUUGCCUUUCACGGAUUUUCUAAUACCGAGCGACAGCAAAUGGAAGAGAAUGCUAAGACACAAGGAGGUAGACCUACAACUAUAACUGAUGUAAAUUGCACUCACAUUGUUGUUGAAAAUCCAAAUACCGAGAUUUCCGAAAAUAUUAGUAUUAAAGCGAAGAUUGUUAAGCAGGAGUGGUUUUGGGAAAGCAUUCAGUUAAAUGCAUGCGCCGAUGAAUUACUAUAUUUGAUAAGAAGGUCUGAUACCACUCCUUUAGGAAACAAUAGUAUGAAUACACCUGGAUCUGGAUUAAGAUCUAGAAAACGUCGACGUGGCAAAAUUGAUUUGUCGGAGCUAUUAACUCGUGGAGAUUCGCAUAAUAGUUUACUAGGCAAUGUUUUGGAUUUGUCAGUUAGUAUGCUUGAAGCCUCAGGAAUAAACUCUGGCCAAGCUACACCAUCUGGCGUACUAUCUCCUCGUCCUCCUCUACUACAUCAUAGCGCAAGUGUGUCUUGCUGUAAUACGCCGUUAGGAAUUAGGGAUAAGCGACAUACUGCUCGUAAACAAGUUGUUAUGGAACUUCUACAAACAGAAACUAAUUACGUUGGUAUUUUGAAUACAAUUAUAAACUUGUUCAAAUUACCAUUGGAGCAGGAUCAAAGAGGAGGUCCUAUGCUUACACCAGGAGAGAUUAAAACUAUUUUCUCUAGUAUACCAGAAAUUCUCGAUGUUCAUAAAAUAAUCUUGGUAAAAAUAUUAGAGAUUGAUAAUCUAGUCUUUUCAUCUAAGGCUGAGGCUUUACUUAAAGCUUACCCUCCGUUUGUUAAUUUCUUUGAAUUAACCAAAGAAACACUCGAGCAGUGUGAUAAAAAGUACCCUAGGUUUCAUGCAUUCUUGAAGUUAUGUCAGAAUAAGCCGGAAUGUGGACGACAAUCCUUAGUUGAGCUUUUAAUAAGGCCCGUGCAACGAUUACCGAGCACUAUCUUGCUAUUACAAGAUAUAAUGAAACAUACAUCUGCGACCAAUCCUGACUGUACCAAGUUGGAAGAAGCAAUAAGUUCUCUCAGGAAUGUUAUGACACAUAUUAAUGAAGAUAAAAGAAAAACUGAAGGACGAAUGCAAAUGUUUGAAAUUGUUAGGGACAUAGAAGGAUGUCCUCCUUAUUUACUAUCCUCCCAUCGCUAUCUGGUCAUGCGUUUCGAUAUGGUAGCAUUAGCAGACGUUUUUUGUAGUAAAGGAGACGCGAUGACGAUAUUCUUGUUUUCUGAUAGUAUUGAGAUCAGUAAGAGACGUGUCAGUGCUAAAGUUACCAGAACACCCAGUUCAGCAUCAAAUUAUGCCCUUCCUAUUGGAAAGAGUCCUCUCAAGGCUUCAUUUGGUAAUAAGUUGAUGUAUAAGCAUGUCGAUUUCAUGCCGUUAUCCUAUGUGAAAAGAGUUGUAGACGUAACGGAUACUGAAGAAUGUAGCGGUAUGUUUGCAUUUAUAUUCCGAUCACCAACCGAUGUGAAGGAAAAACUAGCUAUCUUCCGUUUAAUAAACAACGAAGAUAUGACGAAAGACGAAAUUUUACGGAAAUUUACUAGAUGUCUCGCGGAUAAUGCUGCUCUGCUGACUCGUGCUAUAGCUAGUCCAUUCAUCACGCCCGUAUCCGGUACUGUAAAUUCAUCGGAAUGCCUUGAUAGAUUUUUUCGUGAAUUACUUUCGGACAGGUCGUCCGAUUUAUGGACAGUUGGGUGGGGAACAUGGCUAAUGGUUGCAAUCUCACUCGAACAUUUUAAUCUUAUUUUUUCGGUCGUCCAACUUAUGGAGAGUUAG